CAUUAUUAUAUUUUUUACUCCAGACCUUGUAAACAACUAGAUCUAGAUCUACAACUUUUAAAGUUACAUCAUAUAAUCCAAAUUAUUAAUGAAGAUUAACUGACACCAUGAACCCACCAAACAUCUGUACUCAGAUCGUCAAGUGUCUGGAGAAUGUGUGGAAUGACAAAAUGUUCUUUGACUUUCGUGUCAAGAUCACCGACGUAACAAUCGAAUGUCAUCGAGUCAUCCUAGCGGGCUGUUCGGAUUUUUUUCGCGGACUUUUCCGUUCUGGUAUGAGGGAAGUCACAGAGAACUGUGUUGUUCUACAAGAUGUCUCCUGCGACGUUUUUCAGUUAAUUUUAAAAACAAUAUACACAGGUGAAAAUAUUUUAAAUUCAGAAAAUCUUUUUGAAGUAUGGCGAGCGGUUCAUCAGCUGCAGAUUACAUUCAUGGUCAAUCUGUGUGAAAACUUUGCAAUUGAAUUAAUAGCAAUGGAUACUUGGGAGAAAAUUUACACUAAUGCAAGUAUUUUGGGUUCAGAAAGAGUUCUAAACAAGAUGUUUACAUUCAUGUUGAAUAAUUUUGACCAAAUUAGUCUGUCGUUAACAUUCCUUCAACUGUCUUACACUGAAGUUCGUAAUUUGGUCAAAAACCAAGCACUUGUUGUUAGAAGUGAGGAUGUAGUUUUUGAUGCUGUAAUCAAGUGGGUAGACCACGCACGUAUCGAUGGCACUAAUCAAUACGUGGAUUUAUCUAUUGAGUCUAAAACUACGAUUGACAAUUCCAACUUGAUAAGUGAAAUUGAUACGUACCAGAGCGAAAUUAACGAAAAUGCCCAAAAUCUAAAUCAAGAAACCUACAAUGGAUUAGACUCUGACGUUGAGAUACUCAACAAUGAUGAAAGUUCAUCCAAUGAUGUUGCAGUAAAGAAGAAUAAUUCUAGAAAAGAUAAACUUACGUCAUUGCUGAAGUUGGUAAGGACAUGUCUGGUGAAUCCUACCUUCUUAUCCCGUGCUUUGAAAUCGAAAUUAUUCUCAGAAAACUUUGCCUCUAGAAACAUCAUUGUUGACGCUUUGUCAUACCAUGUACAAGAUUUCAGGCAUGGUCAGUGGUCAUCUGGCGCCGUACACAGAUCUUGCAGCGAGUUCGCACAAGGUGGAUUUGGAGCCAAAAGACACGGAGAGUUUGUAUUUUUAAAUGCACUCGAUAAAAAACGGUUCCAUAUUUCCAAGUGUGAUUUUUUACAAGAGGAUAUCCAGGUCGUGACCUUUGAAAACGAACUUUAUGCAACAGGGAAAAAACGUCACCAACCAAAUGGACUCAGUAAAAUGUUUGUCUUUUGUGACAACAGCUGGGAGGAAGUUAUCAAAAUGCCCAGUAGUAAUGUUUUAUUAGUUUCACAUGGGCAGUCUAUUUACGUAUUAAACAAAGCAGAUAAAAUGAUAUACAACAUCAGCCCAAGAAAAAAGAAAGUGAAUUUACAAAAGUUUACCGACUUUCCGGCAAAUGUGGAUGUUAAAUAUGCAACGAUUUUUGAAAACUCUCUUUUAGUUUUUUACCCUGAAAAUCAAAACGGUGUAGCCGAAACAGCCGUUCAUAAAAUUGAUAUUUUUUCAAAAACAUGGACUAAAUUAGACAAUCUUGAUGGACCAGCAGAACACUUGAUUACUUUCAGGAACGACAAACACACCUAUAUUUUACAGGCUAACGGUAGUUUGUGGUUCAUUAACAAAACGUCUUUUUUCUCAAAAAUGGAAGUAAAAUUUCUUUUUAAACUAUGGAACUACCAAAAGAAAUUGUACGGAGCCAUCAACUACGAUGAUAAACUGAUAGUUCUUGGCAGCCGACCCAGUGAAGAUACGCCAAAUAAAAAGAAAACACACACAGUCCCUGGGUAUUUAAAUUCAAUUAGGUACUGGGAGACUGAAAGUAACUAUUCUAAUUUUAUACCAGUUACUCUUCCAAAGAAGUUUUUACUUCAAAAAAUGUAAUACAUUGGUCAAAAUAAGAGAAAAGGUGUUUGUUUAAAGAUUUUAAUUAGCCCAAAUCUAAUACUGUAACUGCAAAUUGCUCAGUGUAAAAAUGGCAUUUAUUUAUUUUAUCAGCUACUGACAUGUAUUUCACAAUAUUACAAUUGUCUAAACUCGAGCAGGUGAGAUUACCAACAAAUGGUUAAAAACAUCACUAUACAUGUAUCUAACUGUCGAAUUACAGGAAUAAGCUAUGGCAGUAACAGAUCAUCGCUUCAUCAAAACACACAAUACUUAGAUUUUUCUUGAUGGUUAAUUUUUAAUUUGAAUAUCUUGUUUAAAAUUGUUUUUGUUGACGUAAAACAUAUCGGGUUGUUUUGGAUGAUUUAUAUUUACAUUUGUUAUAUUUAUAUAAGUCUACUUACAAUAAUCUUUUAAAAUUCGAUACAAACAUAUGUUAUACACGUUAGUACACCAUGUGUGUAAGAACUUGAAUCAUUUUAUUAUUUAAUCACUGAAAUGAAGAUCUCAAUUCGAUAGGUAUUGAUUAUAAAAGAUAUAGUGUCAUUUGAUAAAAGUAAAACUUUAAAUUUGAUUAAAUCUUAUGUGCAGUAAGUUAUCAAGUUAAUCUGUAAGUAAUGUUAAGCAAAA
Messenger RNA from Physella acuta, 2603 nucleotides. RefSeq lists its product as uncharacterized. Gene Ontology annotation, molecular function: protein binding. NCBI's taxonomy places the organism in Eukaryota, Metazoa, Mollusca, Gastropoda, Physidae. The record is from RefSeq and is a predicted model, not a curated record.